Molecule: messenger RNA, 4541 nt
Organism: Osmerus eperlanus (European smelt)
Lineage: Eukaryota; Metazoa; Chordata; Actinopteri; Osmeriformes; Osmeridae
Gene: cntn1b
Product: contactin 1b
Exons: 24
Coding region: 256-3378 (1040 amino acids)
Biological process (GO): cell-cell adhesion; brain development; axon guidance
Cellular component (GO): axon; plasma membrane
Molecular function (GO): cell-cell adhesion mediator activity
Source: RefSeq, a predicted model, not a curated record
UGCCACUCACCGUCUCUAACCAAUAGAAAAGUUAAGAGGCACGCACGGGACGCUCCACGGGCUCGGCUGUGGGUCUGUGCGGUUCGGAUCCAGGUGUUCUAUGCGGAGAAUGCCCUGAAAAUACCAAACAGUCCGUUUACAGCAGAGAAUCCCAGUCCUGUAGCCCGGCUGGCUGUCCACCCGUCUGUGUGUCUGUAAACCGGUCUGCGGGGGGUGUUGGGUUCCUGAGGCGUGCGAGGGGUGUGACUAGGUGUCAUGGCGUCUAAUGGACUUGUUCUCCUGAUUCUCUCCUCCUCGUUCUCCCUCUCAGAAGCGUUUCUGUUCGGUGACCCUAGAAUCUACGGAGACGAUGCCACUGGCUAUGGACCUGUGUUUGAGGAGGAGCCUCUGGACAUUGUGUACACAGAGGACUCCCCUGAUGGAAGGAUCUCCAUGAACUGUAGAGCAAGGGCCAACCCUCCGGCUACAUACAGGUGGCGCCGUGAUAAGUGGGAGAUCAAGCUGAUGGAGCAGCCUGACGAGCACUACAGUCUGGUGGGGGGAAACCUGGUCAUCACCAACCCCAAGCAGAAGAAGCACGCAGGAACGUACGUGUGCGUGGCCAAGAACAUCUACGGAACCGUCAUCAGCAAAGAGGCCACGAUCAAGUUCGGAUAUAUGGAUGCAUUCCCGGAGGAGGAGAGGGACCCUGUGUUGGUCAAGGAGGGCCAAGGAGCCGUGCUGCUUUGUGCCCCUCCUAAACGCUGGCCAUACGAGGUGACGUUCCGGUGGAUCUACAACGAGUUCCCGGUGUUCCUGCAGCCGGACCGCCGGCGCUUCGUGUCCCAGAGCACGGGGAACCUCUACAUCUCCAAGGUGGAGGCCCAGGACGCAGGGAACUACUCCUGCUUCGUCUCCAGCCCCAUCAUCGGCAAGAGUGUCUUCUCCAAGUUCAUCCCCCUCAUCCCCUCCGCUGACGAAUAUCCCACAGAGAGGAAGUUCCCAGCUGACCUCCGGGUGACCUUCCCUGACACCACAGCCAUGCUGGCCUCCAACAUCACGCUGGAGUGCUUCGCUCUUGGCAACCCCAUUCCCCACAUCCUGUGGAGAAAGGUGGGCGCCACAGACCUGCCAGCAGGCCACGAGAUCAGCAUGUCCGGAGCGCUGCUGCAUCUCUACAACGUCCAGUACGAAGACGCCGGCAAGUACGAGUGUGAGGCCAUCAACUCCAAAGGAAAAGACUGGCACCACAACUGGCUCUACGUACAGUCCGCUCCUGAGUGGGCCCAGACCAUCAACAACACCCAAAAGGACAUUGGGUCGGAGCACACCAUGGGUUGUGUGGCCAUGGGCAAGCCCUUCCCCUACAUCCGCUGGCUCAAGGACGGAUUCACGAUUGGAAAAGGCGAGCUGAAGUUCUCCAGUCUGACCUUUGAUGACUCAGGGAUGUACCAGUGCAUCGCCGAGAACUACUGGGGAACCAUCUACGCCAACGCAGAGCUGCGUGUGAUCGCCUGCCCCCCCUCGUUCGAGUUCAACCCCGUUAGGAGGCAGCUCCUGGGAGCCAGAGAUGGACGCGUGGUGAUCGAGUGCAAACCCCGCGCCGCCCCCAGACCCCAGUUCAGCUGGAGAAAGGACAAGGAGCUGCUCUUCAAUAACUCACGGAUCUCUAUCUUGUUCGACGGCAGUCUGGAGAUCCUAAAUGCCACGAGGAACGACGAGGGUGUGUACACGUGCUUCGCUGAGAACAACCGCGGCAAGGCCAACAGCACUGGCACCCUCACCAUCACAGAGGCGACCAGUAUCACAGUAGCCCCAGAGGAUGCCGUGGUGGAGGUUGGGGGGGAGGUGGUCCUGAGCUGCUCCGCCUCCUACGACCCCAUGCUGGACGUGACGUUCAUCUGGGCCAUCGACUAUCGCGUCAUCGACUUCAACGCAGAGAGACGCGACUUUGAACGCAUCAUGGGUGCUGAGGACAGCGGGGAUAUGAAAAUCAUGAACAUUCAGGUGAAUCACGCGGGACGCUACAUCUGCACAGCCCAGACUGUGGUGGACAAUGCCACCGCCUAUGCCGACGUCAAGGUCAUAGGGCGCCCAGGCCCCCCAGGUGUGGUGGUCGUGGAGGAGAUCGGGGACAAGUCAGUAAAGCUGACGUGGAGUAAGGGAGCGGACCACCACAGCCCCAUCCUGCACUACACCAUCCAGACCAGGGACUUCUGGGCUCUGGACUUUGAGGACUGGAGGACAGCCAGCACCUCCCCCACCAUCCUGGGCGCGUCUGCCGAGAGCGCUGACGUGACGGACCUGUUCCCCUGGAUGGAAUACGAGUUCAGGAUCUACGCCACCAACGAGUACGGAGACGGAGAGGCCUCCGUCCCCUCCAUCAAGAUCAAGACCUGGGACGCAGCUCCUGUGGUGGCUCCUGCAAACAUCGGAGGCUUUGGAGGGAGAGACGGAGAACUGAUCCUCACCUGGGAGCCCAUACAGCCCUGGUACUUCUCGGGUAAGAAGUUUGGCUACGUGGUGGCUUUCAAACCUCACGACGCCUACGACUGGUGGUACGAGACCAUCUCCGACCCCGAGACGCGGCGCUAUGUCCACCGCGACCCCAGCUUCGAGGUUACCGAGGAAGACUUCCAGGUCAGGGAGUUCCAGGUCAAGAUCAAGUCCUUCAACAGCAAAGGUGACGGGCCGUACAGCCUGACCACAGUCAUCUACUACCCACGAGACGUUCCUACAGAGUCUCCUACAGAUGUCUACUCCAGGCCAGUCUCGUGUACAGAAGCUCUGGUUUGGUGGCUACCUGUCAUGGAUACGGGCACCGGCCUCACCCAGUACAUAGACGGCUACCAGGUGAAGUACUGGAGGAAGUAUGAUGACACAGAAUCAGGAGCCAAUCGGAUCCUUGUUCCCGGGAAUGCCAACAACACGCGUCUGGAGAACAUGCGUCCAGAUUCCCACUACCUCAUCGAAGUGCGGGCCUACAAUGGAGCUGGCUUUGGCCCCCCCAGCGAACACUGCGAGAUGUUCACCAGGAGACCUCCCCCCAGUGUGGCCCCCAGAGUGUGGCGCUACAUCAGCUGGACAGGAAAGUGGCUGUAUGUGUGGUGGGACCAUAUUGAGUACGACUGGUUUGGAAACAUCUCCUUCCCUCUCUACUACAAAGUGAUGUUCAGGAAGACGGGCUACAUCACCGGGCCUAUCUACAUCACAGGCUGGCACUUCAUGGACUUCCCCAUGCCCCAGGUGGGCGACUUUGAGCUGGAGGUCAGAGGUCGCUACGAGGGCGGAGAUGGGCCCUCCAGGAUGAUCCGCAUCAGGGGUAAGGCGUCGGUGACCACGCCCUCGCUCAGCCUGGCUUCCUUGCUGCUCCUGGCCCUGUGCAUUGUGGGAUUUUAGGUAGGGCAGGCCGUUGCCAUGGAUACGUGGCCAGAACAGGACUCCCCCAGACUGUCUUGUCUUCCCUCUGUAGAGUAUGCAUCUUGUCAACAAUCAGUCUCCAAUGGACUGCUAACGGGUACUUGGGGAACACAUUAGAGCUUGGAGCCAAAACAGGCAUAAGUGCGUCGUAUCUAGAUUUUACAGGAGAGCCAAGACCAAUUUUGCUCAAGGCCCCAUUUUUUACUGUUACGCCUUUCAGGUUUCUUUUAAUUACAACCUAUGGGUCAUCAUUUCAGUUUAUUUUGGCACUGAAGAGAUUCCACUGAGAGCUUUAAUUUGAUAUAUAAUACUCAUAUUCGCCCUACAUGGCACUUAUACCUCUUUGGCUCCAAGCCCCUCAAUAUCUGAUGUUUUCAGUAUGCCUUAUAGAUGGUUCGUUGCAUAAUGUUCAAUCCUCACAUUUCACAGUUGCACAGUGAAUUACUUUUGUACAUGUAAAAGAACAACUUUUAAGUUUACAGUUAUUAUACAGUAGGAUCCCUGCUGUUGCCAAAGGCUGCGGUAAGGAAAACUGUGGUAAGGAAAAGCACUGAUGUAGUAAACAUUGAAGUCAAGGAAUCAGAAUGAUUGUAGUAAGACUGGAUGUAAAGAGUCUGCUAGUUAACACCAUCACAUCUCUGAAGACAGCAGCUUCUCUUUGAGAAGAAAACCAGACAGUUUGUCUAAAACUGUCAUAUUGUACAGUUUUGUUCCAGUAAACCAUGGUUUGAAUUGUUCUGUCUAAACAAAAACACAGUUUUUCUGUUUUUGUCUCUUUCUCUGUUACUAUCUGAUAUGAUCAUAAUUGUACACACUCCAAAUUCACAAGGAUGUCGCUGUAACUUACCCUAGAGGGAUUGCUAAUCCCUUGCUAAUGUUUUCAUGCUAACCACCAAUGCUAUGUCCCUCUUAGAUGCUAAAGCUAAAGCCAUAUUGCUUUGACAAUGUCUUAACGCUAGGCUUGUCAUGUUUUUUGCACUGACUGAUGGUCACAGAAUGUCUAAGCUGAACGCAACAAGAGGUCAGGGUUGUACAGUACUGAUACCAUGGUAUUUGUUUGGUUCCGGAAAAUUCCUUGUGUUAAUAUCAAGCUGCAAACUCAUUAAAUGCAAUAAAUAAGUACACUCAACUCCAGCUGUGUG